This is a messenger RNA of Pantherophis guttatus, 1200 nucleotides long. It is a transcript of the gene SERPINE3, whose product is annotated as serpin family E member 3. Gene Ontology annotation, biological process: negative regulation of endopeptidase activity. Gene Ontology annotation, molecular function: serine-type endopeptidase inhibitor activity. The record is from RefSeq and is a predicted model, not a curated record. Lineage: Eukaryota; Metazoa; Chordata; Lepidosauria; Squamata; Colubridae.
AUGCUUUCUCUUUCCAUCACCUCCUUUCUUCUGUUAUUUUGUGUUCUGAAUAUUGGAAGCUGUGAGAACUAUAAUGAUCUGAAAAAGCUGGAAACAGAGUUUGCCCUCACUCUUUACCAAAAACUAGCAGAACGUAAUAAUAGAACGAAUCUUGUCAUCUCACCAGCAAGCAUUUCUUUUUCUUUGGGACUUCUGCAAUUUGGCGCUCGUGGAAAAACCUUUGGACAACUGGAACACGCUUUGGGAUACAGCUUUCGUGAUGAGAACAUCCAGAAUUUCUUGCACACAGCCUACAAAGGAGGAAUUAAUUCCAACCAAAGUACUAUGGUGCACUUGGCAUGUACCCUCUUUGUUCAAGCUGGGAUGCAGCUUUCACCUCAAUUCAUUCAGCAGGCUGCAUGGUGGGGAAAUAACACAGUGCAGCAAACAAACUUCAGCGAUCCUAACAGGACCGAAGCACAAAUUAGGGAAUGGAUUACCCAGAAUACAGGAGAAGCAAGCUGCCUGUCCUUGGACACAAUUGCGUCUCCCCUUAACCAGAUAGCCGUGGUAAGCACCAUGAACUUCAGAAGCACGUGGCAAAGGAAGUUCACUUUCACACACACUCAAGCUUUGUUCUUUACCACUCCAGAUGGCAUCACCUUGAAAGUGCCUACCAUGUAUCUCAGAGCGGAAGUCAAUUAUGGUGAAUUCCUAGUGGGCUCUCUGGAUCAGAUCACUGUGGUUGAAAUACCUUAUCUGGAGGAGAAGGUUAGCAUGUUUAUGGUGCUUCCAUCCAACAGGAGAACCUCUCUAGCCAGGAUUGAGACUUACCUCUCGGCUCAAACCUUCUCUCUGUGGUCCAGCACAUUAAGAAGAACAGCAAUGGAUAUCUUUCUCCCUAGGUUCAAAAUUCAAAACCACUUGGAUUUAAAGAUGAUUUUACCUGCAUUAGGAAUUACAGACAUGUUUGAGCAAACUGAAGCCAAUUUUAAGGGUAUUUCAGAACAAGGAGGUCUUUAUAUCUCGGAAGUUGUCCACAAAGCAAAGAUUGAAGUGACAGAAGAUGGCACAAAAGCCUCUGGCAUUACAGCUAUGGUGUUUUUAAAAAGAUCCAGAGCUCCUAUCUUCAAAGCGGACAGACCUUUUAAUUUCAUUCUAAGGCAAGCCAGAACAGGUUCAAUUCUGUUCAUAGGAAGACUUACAAAUCCUACACUGUAA